UAGCCGUAGAGAAAAUUUACAUCACUGAAAUGAAAAUUGAAAUAGAAUGUCAUCCCGCCACCGCAACCCGCCAUUUUCUCCCGCUGUAUUUCAAUUUCUUGCUCGAUUUGGGGGUCGAAUUCCAUACCGUCAGCAACUGGGUUCCGUCACAUACAAGUUUCCAAUCCUCGACCAACACUCAAUUCGAGUUCGUUUUCGGUUCAGUUGCUCGAGAUCGCCAUAUCUGCACCAUUUUAUCGGUUAUCUACAUUAUGGUGUCAGGCAUUUGCCUGAAGAACUUGCUUUAGGGUUUCGCCCAUUUGGCCACUCUGUUGAUUGAGUGUCUCGUGGACUAUUCUGGACGUUCUCUGUUAUUGGGUCAUUGAAUGCGAACAUUCGCGUGAUCUAUUGAAGGAUUGGGCGUUUGUGUUGUGAGUGGAAGGUUUAUGAUUUGGAGUUCUAAAAGCUGCGAGUAGACACUGUUUGGAGUCUGUACUGGUUAUUCGAACUCGGGUUGUUGAUUCUCCUUGGGGGAGUUAUUAUUGUAUCAGGCAUCCGUGUCAAUUCAAAUCUGAGGAAGAAAACAUGCGAGAAGAUCAAGGCAAUUCAGGGGAUCUCAAAUCUGGUGGUAAAUGUCCUAAAAUGAAUUGGUUGGAACAUUCGAAAGCACAUAAAGAUUUCACAUGCCAAAAGAAGUUUCUGUGCUCGAAUUUUCUCUACUCUCUAUCAGAACAAAAGCCUUCUACUAUAGGAGCAACUAAUUCUGGGAUUUUGGCCUGUCAGAUGCAGAAUACUCAAAGAAUACAAAGGUCACAGAUUGAAAAGGCUUGGAAUGUUCUUUCAAAUCUCCAGAUUUCAUCUAGACACUAUGCUAAACCUGGAAAAACUAGACAAGUGAAGGAUGUUUUUGCUGACUGUCCUCCAGGUCCUGGAAGAAUUACAUCAAAUAGUUUGUCUGAUGCCAACGCUAGUUCUCAAUAUAUGAAAAUACAUAAAAAUGUUAGUGAAUUUGGUGUUGAUGCAACUAAACCUUCAAGUUUCGUAUCAAAUCUCUCUGCAUCAUCAAGUAACAUUAAAGCUGUGGAAGACCAAAAUGGUGUAGAUGGGAAAAAUGUGGCCAGACCAUUGAUGGUCAAUCAUUCUCAUUCUCAGAGGGUAGAUGGCUCAUUCAAUUUUGCUAUUAACCAGAGAAACAACUGUUCCUCAUUUUUGGGGGAUGAGGAUGAUGACAUAAUAGAGAACAUUGACGUGGACCAAAUAGUUGAACAAUACCAAUCACAAUCAGCCUGCACACCCCAACCUUCGGUUUCUAAGCUCCCACCAAUUACUCCAAUAGUUGAGAAAGAUAAUUUUGCCAGACAAGAGGAAUCUAAUUUUCCAGAUGAAUUGUGCACGAAUUGCAGUCAUGGUUCCAAGAUAGGAUUAUGCCCAGAAGCUUCAGGCCAUUUACAGGAGAUGAAAGAUAUGCUAAUUUCUAUAUCAAAUGAUCUGCUCGAUAAUGUUAAUAACCUGAGCCCAGUGCAGAUAGAUAAGCUUCGGCAAGAAAGGGUACAUCUAAAUAAAGCAAUUCAGCUGCUAGAAAAACAUCUUUCUCUCAAUGCAGUUAACGAGGAAAGGCGAAGGUCUCACUUUUUGGCAACAACAGUAACUCCAAAGACUUUUCAUUUUGAAACACCUCAAGGAGUUGAGUUCAGGACUGAUUCAAAACAAAAUAAUUUUGAAGUUCAUCUACAAAGUGAGCUUAGAAGGAAUGAGCCAUGGAAUCCAAUGGUUUCAUCCUAUUCGGUUGAAAGGUUUGGAAUGUCAUCUGGUCCAGUGGAGAGAGAACAAUACAUUCCAAAGGUGGUUGAUGUCAACUACAUUGAAGGUUCUAAUGAAAAAAAGUGGAGCAGCCUGAAUUUUCCUUGGACAAAAAAGUUGGAGGCUAAUAACAAAAAAGUGUUUGGUAAUCAUUCAUUCCGUCCAAAUCAAAGAGAGGUGAUUAAUGCUACAAUGAGUGGGUAUGACGUCUUUGUUUUAAUGCCAACUGGAGGGGGGAAGAGCCUAACAUAUCAGCUCCCUGCUUUGAUUUGUCCUGGUGUAACAUUAGUGAUAUCUCCACUUGUGUCACUUAUUCAAGAUCAGAUCAUGCAUCUAUUGCAGGCAAACAUACCAGCUGCUUACCUAAGUGCCAAUAUGGAGUGGAGUGAGCAACAAGAGAUUCUUAGAGAACUGAGUUCUGAUUUCUCUAAAUUCAAGCUGCUGUAUGUCACGCCGGAGAAAGUUGCCAAAAGCGAUGUCCUUUUGCGACAUUUGGAGAGUUUGAAUGCCCGUGACUUGCUUGCCAGAAUUGUUAUUGAUGAAGCUCAUUGCGUGAGUCAGUGGGGGCAUGAUUUUAGGCCGGAUUAUCAGGGCCUUGGUAUCUUGAAACAGAAAUUCCCUAAAGUUCCAGUGUUAGCUCUAACAGCUACCGCAACAGCAAGUGUAAAAGAGGAUGUUGUGCAAGCUCUUGGACUUGUUAACUGCAUAAUUUUCCGUCAAAGUUUCAAUCGGCCAAAUUUAUGGUAUUCUGUGAUUCCAAAGGCUAAGAAAUGUGUUGAUGACAUUGAUAAGUUCAUCAAGGAGAACCACUUUGAUGAGUGCGGUAUUGUUUACUGUCUUUCAAGAAUGGACUGUGAAAAGGUUGCUGAAAAGUUACAGGAAUGUGGACAUAAAGCAGCCUUUUAUCAUGGUAGUAUGGAUUCUACCCAACGUGCCUUCAUUCAGAAGCAAUGGAGUAAAGAUGAAAUUAAUAUAAUUUGUGCUACAGUGGCUUUUGGAAUGGGUAUCAACAAGCCUGAUGUUCGCUUUGUUAUUCACCAUUCUCUUCCAAAGUCAAUUGAAGGAUACCAUCAGGAGUGUGGGCGUGCAGGCAGAGAUGGUCUGCGUUCAUCUUGUGUGUUGUAUUAUAGUUACAGUGAUUAUAUACGAGUCAAGCAUAUGAUUAGCCAAGGAGCAGCUGAACAAAGUCCCCAAGUAUCUGGAUAUAAUCGUACCAAUGUGGGCAGCUCCGGAAGGAUACUAGAGACUAAUACUGAAAAUCUUUUGCGGAUGGUCAGUUACUGUGAAAAUGAUGUUGAUUGCCGACGUUUGCUACAACUUAUCCAUUUUGGGGAUAAGUUUGAUCCUGAAAACUGCAAGAAAACAUGUGACAAUUGUUUGAAGUCCACAAAUCUUAUAGAGAAGGAUGUCACUGAUAUUGCUAAGCAAUUGGUUGAACUGGUGAGGUCAAUAAGGCAGCAAUUUUCAUCCGCUCACGUACUUGAAGUCUACAGGGGUUCCAUGAGCCAGUUUGUAAAAAAACAUAGACAUGAGAGUUUGAGUCUGCAUGGAGCUGGAAAACACCUUUUGAAAAGUGAAGCUUCCCGCAUAUUGCAUCAUCUUGUUAUUGAGGAUAUUCUUACAGAAGAAGUGAGGAAGAGUGAUAUUUAUGGGUCUGUCUCAUCCUUACUGAAGGUGAACGAAUCCAAGGCUCACAAUCUUUUCAAUGGAGGGCAGCGAAUAUUAUUAAGGUUUCCAUCAAGUGCAAGAACAAAUAAAUUGAGCAAAUCUGAAGCGACUCCAGCCAAAGGUUCUCUGGUAUCUGGAAAAAUAUGUUCCCAUAUUGAUACUCCGGUACAACCUCAAUCAGAAAUUGACGUGGGACUCUCAGCAAAAUUAUAUUCUUCUUUGCGGAUGCUCCGAACUAAUCUCGUUAAAGAGGCUGCAGAUGGUGUUAUGGCAUAUCAUAUAUUUGGUAAUGCCACAUUACAGCAGAUAAGCCGAAAAGUUCCCAGAUCAAAAGAAGAAUUACUUGAUAUCAACGGCAUUGGCAAGGCUAAGGUAAGCAAGUAUGGAGACCGUAUUUUGGAAACCAUAGAAUCUACCAUCAAGGAAUUCUAUGGGACAGAGAAAAAUGGAAGCAACAGUAAUGACAGUAAUGAUUCUGCAAAGAGAAGAAGAGAUGGAAAUAAAGAUGCAGAUGAAUAUUUAGAGGACAAUGAUGUCACUAAAAGCUUUGAUAGAUCAAAGAAGAGAGCAACAAAAAUUCAGAACAAAGUUCCCAAGAUUCAUAGUUCUUUGGAGCCAGAAUGUUUGGAUCACUUUGUUGACAGUGAGAUGGAUUUUGAUGACAGUUAUUAUGAAACUCGCGACUUGGACGUAAAGGAUGACCAGGAUCAUCGUAACGGUGGAAGAGUGCUACCUUCAUGGUCAUAACAGAAAUUCUGGUGGUGAAACUUGAUACCUAUAUGCUUUGAGAUGAAAGAUAGAUCAUUGCUCCAUCGUCCAAAUUUUGAAUGUACAUAACUGAAGGUGGGGCCACCCCUGAAGGGGGUGAAGAAACUAAAAAGCGACUUCUUUUUAAUCUUUCGAGUCAUGUUGAAUCGGUCGUUCAAGAUUUUUGGUCUUUUCAGCUAUGUCCCUCAAUGGCUGGGAGUGUAUUAAGACAUGUAUGGAGAUUCAACUACAAGAUCACAAGCAGAGAAUCAAUUGGCAAAAAAUUCACUUCUUACAGCUGAAGGAGAGUAUCAACUUGAAACAUUCAAAGAAGACCUAUUUGUAAAAGUUCAACAGAGCCUCAACAAAUGUCCUUUUCAAGAGGUAAUUGAUGUUAAAGGUGUUAAAGAGUUACUAUAGCCCAAAUGGUAAAUAUUAAUUGAAGGUUAAUGUAUUAUUGGUACUUUAUAUUUGAAUAAUAGUUGCAUAGAAUAUAUGCUUAAAUUAAUUGUAUUAUGUUUAGAUUUGCACUAGACGAAGAGUUGACAUUUAAAAGAAUGUAUAUAUUCUAAAAUGUACAC
Momordica charantia (bitter melon) is the source of this 4775-nucleotide messenger RNA. It is a transcript of the gene RECQ4A, whose product is annotated as DNA helicase (RECQl4A). Gene Ontology annotation, molecular function: nucleic acid binding; ATP binding; 3'-5' DNA helicase activity. Gene Ontology annotation, biological process: DNA replication; double-strand break repair via homologous recombination. The record is from RefSeq and is a predicted model, not a curated record. NCBI's taxonomy places the organism in Eukaryota, Viridiplantae, Streptophyta, Magnoliopsida, Cucurbitales, Cucurbitaceae. Gene Ontology annotation, cellular component: chromosome; cytoplasm; nucleus.